Messenger RNA from Capsicum annuum, 2123 nucleotides. Its product is annotated as protein FIZZY-RELATED 3. Bases 245 to 1744 code for a protein of 499 amino acids. Gene Ontology annotation, molecular function: ubiquitin ligase activator activity; anaphase-promoting complex binding; protein binding. Gene Ontology annotation, cellular component: anaphase-promoting complex. NCBI's taxonomy places the organism in Eukaryota, Viridiplantae, Streptophyta, Magnoliopsida, Solanales, Solanaceae. The transcript has 10 exons. The record is from RefSeq and is a predicted model, not a curated record. Gene Ontology annotation, biological process: anaphase-promoting complex-dependent catabolic process; positive regulation of anaphase-promoting complex-dependent catabolic process; positive regulation of ubiquitin protein ligase activity.
AGUGAGAAAACAUAAAAUUAAAGCUUGGCCAACACAAAGUAACCGUUAAGACUUAAAGAGCGCUCCUAAUAUUUCAUCAAAAUCCAUUACCUACUAAUAGCUUGCUUUCAUUCUCCCACCACAAAACCCUUUCUCUGCUUUUCAACAGAGGCGUUUGUUCUGUACUUGGGGGAUAAUAUACAGUCUUCCUCUUCCUCCAGUUGAAGCUCAAGCAAAAAAAAAAAGAAAAAAGAAGAGAGCAAUCAUGGAAUCGAUAACACAAAGAAGAAAGAGUGGAAUUAACCUUCCAUCUACCAUGUCGGAAACCUCUCUUCGACUUGACACGUUUUCUUCUCCUCCCAGCACAAAGCGAACAACAACCAAUUUGGCAUCAUCCCCAAUGUCGAACAGGUCUCCUCGAACUAUAUCGAAUCUGUCAUCAUCACCGUCAUCUAAAUCUACAAGUUGUAGUGACAGAUUCAUUCCGUGUAGAUCUUCUUCGAGGUUACACACAUUUGGGCUGGUGGAGAAGGCGUCUCCGGUGAAGGAGGGAACCAACGAUGCAUACUCAAGGUUGUUGAAAUCUGAGCUUUUUGGGUCUGAUUUUGAUUGUUUCUCUUCUCCUGCAGGAACAAAAGGAGCCAGCUCUCCCAUGAGUCCUAGUAAGAAUAUGCUGAGGUUCAAGACGGAAAAUUCAGGGCCUAAUUCUCCUUUUCCCCCUUCUGUUUUGGGGCACACAGACAAUUUUCUCUCUAUCGAGGUUUCUACCCCUCCUAAACCCCCUAGGAAAGUGCCCAAGACACCUCACAAGGUUCUGGAUGCACCAGCACUUCAAGAUGACUUCUACUUGAACCUAGUUGAUUGGUCCUCUCAGAAUGUCCUUGCUGUUGGCCUAGGAACUUGUGUUUAUUUAUGGACAGCCUCAAAUAGUAGAGUAACAAAAUUGUGUGACUUAGGGCCCACUGAUAGUGUCUGCUCAGUCCAAUGGACCCGCGAGGGGUCGUAUAUAUCAAUCGGUACAAGUCUUGGGCAAGUUCAGGUUUGGGAUGGAACUCAAUGCAAGAAAGUUAGAAUAUUUGGUGGACAUCAGACAAGAACUGGAGUCCUUGCAUGGAGUUCACGCAUCCUAUCAUCUGGUAGCAGAGAUAGAAACAUCCUUCAGCAUGAUGUUCGUGUUCCAAGUGAUUUUGUUAGCAAAUUUGUCAGUCACAAAUCUGAGGUAUGUGGGUUGAAAUGGUCUCAUGAUGAUAGAGAGCUUGCAUCUGGGGGAAAUGACAAUCAGCUCUUAGUGUGGAAUCAGCGAUCUCAGCAACCAGUUUUGAAGCUAACGGAGCAUACAGCCGCUGUCAAGGCCAUUACCUGGUCCCCUCACCAAUGUGGCCUUUUGGCCUCAGGAGGAGGAACAGCUGAUCGGUGCAUUCGCUUUUGGAACACAACCAAUGGCAAUCAGUUGAACCAUGUCGAUACAGGAAGCCAGGUAUGCAAUCUAGCCUGGAGUAGAAAUGUGAAUGAGAUAGUUAGCACACAUGGGUAUUCCCAAAACCAAAUCAUGGUGUGGAAGUAUCCAUCAAUGUCAAAGGUUGCCACUCUAACUGGCCAUAGUCUGCGCGUCCUAUAUCUUGCCAUGUCACCUGAUGGCCAGACAAUAGUAACUGGAGCAGGAGAUGAAACGCUGCGCUUUUGGAAUAUAUUUCCCUCAGUAAAAACUCCUGCAGCAGUGAAGGACACAGGACUAUGGUCUUUAGGAAGGACGCACAUUCGGUGAUGGAGCUGAUAUAGUAAUGUUGCUGUAAAUGGAACUGGAGAACUCUGUGUAGAUUGAAGGAAGACACAAACAACAAAAAGAAAAGAUAUUCAUACUAUUCUUUUUGCAAAUAUGCUCGUCAAACAAACUCCCAGAAGAAUAAGAUAUGCUUUUAUUAAAACGUUUUGUCUCUUGGAUCAACUGUGCUGCUUCUGUCUAAAUUUGGGGCUUACACUAGGAGCCACAAUCACUCCAGAAGCCCAGCUGCCCCUUAUAAGAUUAUAAUUUCACUAAGCUAUUAUUUACAUUGUUAGUCUAGCAUUCAGUUAAAAUAUGAUGAAAAUUAUCCUAUUUGUUUAUUGUAACUUAUAAGAUUAUAAUUUCACUAAGCUAUUAUUCA